UAACUUUAAUUCUAGAUAAGACGAGAAAUGUAGGCUACUGUAAUUUUCAUAUCACUCACUGAGUAUUGCGACGCUGCUUGCGUGAGUUACUCCUCCCAUCUGUUUUAAGCAGCAGGUUUCCUUAAGAAAUCCUCACUUACAACAACGCAAAGUUCAUGACACACUUGCUUUGGCUGAAAUGAACUUUCCAGACUACGAUGAUAAAACGGCGUUUCUGGGCGACUGGGGACGUUUUCAAAAGAUUGUAUUUACUCUUUUGUGCUUGAGCAUUACUCCUAAUGGCUUCCUCGGUUUAUCGAUGGUUUUUCUGGGCGAUACACCCUCUCAUUAUUGCCUGAUUCCCGCGGAUCUCAACAUCACGGACGAAUGGAGGCAAGCGUCUGUCGCUUUGGACGGGGAUGCCGGAGAUUCUCGAGUCAGUAAAUGCUCAAGACACAGACUGGAUAUCAUUCAAAACUAUUCUGAAAGAGGGUUGAAUCCGUGGGUGGAUGUGAAUGUCUCCACUAUUCCCAGAGAAAACUGCUUAGACGGGUGGGAGUAUGACAGAAGCACGUACAUCUCCACGAUUGUUUCAGAGUGGGAUUUGGUGUGUUCAGAUGACUGGAAAGCUCCACUGACCACAUCAAUCUUUUUCUUUGGAGUUUUGGUGGGUUCUGUGAUCUCUGGACAGUUGUCUGACAGGUUUGGCAGGAAAAUUGUGCUCUUUGCUACCAUGGCGAUUCAGACAGCAUUUACCCUAAUUCAAGUCUUCUCUCCAUCUUGGUUGAUCUUCUGUUUGUUGUAUUUCAUCGUUGGAAUUGGACAAAUUUCUAACUAUAUGGCAGCAUUUGUUUUAGGAAUGGAGAUAUUGAGUGGAUCAGUUCGGGACAUCUUCUCCACUCUUGGUGUGGGCCUUUUCUUCUCAGUUGGGUAUAUGAUACUCCCAUUGGGUGCAUACUUCCUACGAGACUGGAGAAUGCUACUUCUGGCUCUAACCAUCCCUGGUUUCUUCUACAUACCCCUUUGGUGGUUUAUUCCAGAGUCUCCACGGUGGUUGCUGUCUCAGGGGAGGGUUAAAGAGGCUGAGGCAAUUCUGAGAAAAGCUGCUAAGAUGAAUGGAGUUCAGGCUCCUGAUGUCAUUUUCCCCCAACUCCAGUCAGUGGAAAAUACUGGAAAAUUGCAGACCUACAAUCUCUUUGACCUGGUAAAGUCUACCAACAUCCGCUGCAUUACUGUCCUGCUGUGCGUGGUCUGGUUUACUGUUUCCGUUGGAUACUAUGCUUUAUCUCUAAACACAUCAAACCUACAUGGGAGCAUCUAUAUAAAUUGUCUAUUAGCAGCUGUUGUAGAAGUUCCUGCUCUCAUCAUGGCCUGGCUGAUGUUUCGCUGCUGGCCGAGGCGUCUCUGCUUGUCUUCUACCUUUUCAUUGGGAGGACUUGUUCUUCUUAUGUUACACUUCAUACCAGAAGAUCUGAGUUCUGUUUUCAUUGCGUUGGUGAUGUUUGGAAAGUUUGCCUUCACAGCAGCCUUCGCAAUUGCCUACCCUGCAAGUGCCGAGCUUUAUCCCACCGGUCUGAGGAACUCUGCAUUAGGAAUCUGCUCAAUGUCAUCCAGAGUGGGCUCCAUUACUGCACCAUACUUCCUCUACUUAGGAAGCUACUACAGAUCUCUGCCUUACAUCUUAAUUGGCGGCCUAAAUGUUUUCUCGGGGUUGCUAUGUCUUCUUCUUCCAGAGAGUUUAGGAUUUCCUCUACCCGAGGCUAUCAGUCACAUGCAGACAGUAGUUAGAUGUAAAAAAAGACAUCAUUGUUCUUCAACCCGUUUGUAGUUAAUCACACAAAUGUGAAGAGGAAAGCAAAUCUGAAAAGUUAAAGGACUUUUUAUAGAUUCUUAACAAUUUGAUUGUUGGAAGACUACUUGUUAAAUGGGUCAUAGCGUGAAUAUCUGACUUUUUCCAUGUUUAAGUGCUAUAAUUGGGUGUAUCCUAUCAACAUAGAAAACAUGAAAAAGAACAACCCAGUAACUUAGUUUUGGUAAACCAUUCUCUGCAAGCAUGUGAAAAAUUAGGUUGUUUUGUGAGGUAGGUAUUAAGUCUUAUUGCAAUAAUACUGCCCAUUAAUCUGAACCAUCCAACCACGGCACUGCCAUCUAGUGCAGAGAGAGAAAAAAUAAUUGACAGCAGAAUUGAGUUUCAAAUGCAACAAACCACCAUCAUUGUGAUCAGUGUUUGCAUUUCAUCAACUCAUUUGCAUUUUAAAGGCAGGAUAGGCAGGAAUUAUCUAAAAAAACUUUUUUACAAAUUAGUUUAAACUGUCUUUAUAUAUCAAUACAUAAGUAAAAUGUAAGUACUCUGAAAAAGAGAGUAUAAAAAUCGAGUGUCUGUAGACCUCUCACGACUGUUUUAAACACAGCUCAUUUUUCCAUUUACUCCACCCCCUCCCUUCUGGGUUUCUUCUUAAGCCACGCCCCCAAAACACAUGAACGCGCGAUACCGACAGUUUUGCUGGGAGAAGGAUUUACCUCAGUCGAGCGGAGAGGAAGGAGCGUGGUACAUGUAAUAACAUCAUGUCACAAUCACAUGUAAUAAUACACCUAACUUUAUCACUAUGAAUAUAAACAGAUAGGAUGGCUUUUAGUACUCACUAUUAAGCCAGUGUUUUGUAUGGAAGAGUUUCCGUGAAGAAAGCAUUGUUGACUCUGAUGAGGACUACACUCCGCAGACAAUACCGCUACCGCAUCAUCGACUCGAGGAAAAGCCACGUGAUAUUUACUCUCGUUUGAUUGCUUCGUUUAUUCCUUUUUUUGCCUUGUUUGCCUUCGCUGACUGGAUAUGCAGGUACUGUGAGUUGUGAAUGCACUUUCUCUGCCAUACUUUUGCUCUUCCUAGAGUGCCUCGUGCACGUUCAAAUCAAUCGGGUGUGCGCAUGUGUGGGCAGAUCCCAUAGCAACGGGUGGUGCCAUGGUCGCGAGAGAGAGUGAUAUUCGCGCAAGCUAAUCAUUUGUUUCGUCCCGAAUGGAAAUAAUUAACUGUGUUUAAAACAAUCGUGAGAGGUCUACAGACACUUGAGUUUUAUACUCUCUUUUUCAGAGUACUUACAUUUAAAUUAUGUAUUUGUAUAUAAAGACAGUUUAAACAAAUUUGUAAAAAAGUUUUUUAGAUAAUUCCUGCCUACCCUGCCUUUAAAGGACACAACCAAAAACAUUUUUGCUCACACCUACAAAAUGUUAACAUGCUAUAAUAAAUUAUCUAUAUGGUAUUUUGAGCCCAAACUUCACAUACAUACUCUGGGGACACAAAAGACUUAUUUUACAUCUUUAAAAAAAUCUCAUGACCCCUUCACCCAAACUUCUCUGUGUCAUUUUUUUUCUCUGUGUCAAAUUGUGUUGAUUAUACACACAUCAUUCCUAAUUAGUAAAUUAGGAAUAAUAUAUUAAAAUAAUUCUUAUCAAGAAAAAUGUUGAGACCUGUUUUACACUGCACACAUACUUCAACUGCUGCAAUAACAAUAAACAGCAAAUAUUUUGUAACAUUCAAAAGUAAAAAGCACAUUUUACUUAUUUAAUUGUAGCAAAGCAGCUUUACAAUAAAUACAAAGUAGUAUAGACAAGUACAGUAGCAGUACUAACUGCAAAAACAAUCAAAAGGAUGCAAACUUCAUUUAUCAAAAUGGGGGUCUGCGAGGUCAGACUUUAGACGGGGUCAUGGUGGAUUCAAUUUUAAAACUGAUUGUCCAGAUGUUGUGGUAACGAUGUCAAAUCACUAUCCAGUUUGUUGGGUUAUGUUAUACAAUUUUACUCAUUUCGUUUGCUGCCGAAGUUUGCACAGAUUGACGCACAUACCCAAACCAUGAAUCAAUGAUAGAUUUAGUCAAGCCUGUGCAUUACUGGCUUAUGUCUUAUGACUGGCACGCAUGUAAACAUGUAAAGGCGCGCUGGUUUGUUUGAAAGGAAUGGCCCAGACCCAAGAAUCGUAAUGUGGGGUAAAUAAAGCCCCAAGUCAUGUCAACACACAGUUCAAGGAGUGACUUAAUUUAGGAGCCUUGCUGUGUAAACGGAACCAUACAGGACAACAGUUGUCUGUCCUGUCUAUAAUAUGGCAUAACAUUGACAUUAUUAAAGCCUGGAAUACACUGCAGAAUUUUUGUACUCCUAUAAGAUCAUUACCUCAUUACACUGUCCGAGGAAUUGUUUAAAGUUGGGUACAACAAGAAUGUAGACUGUAUGAUGAUGACAUCUAUUGAAUCGGAGGCUGUGACCGUUGGGACGUGCACAAGCGCAACAUCAUCAGCAUGCUCUAGUGGUAAACAAAUACUGGUAUUUGUACACAGGUCGUAGCAGCAAACAACACUAUGGGCUCUAUCUUACACCCGGCACAAUGCAGCGCAAUGCGCGACGCAAGUGUCUUUUGCUAGUUUCCACCCUGCGCAAUUAUAAUUUUAAAGUUUAUCGCAGCGUUGUUUAAAUAUUAAAUGCAUUUGCGCCCACAGGCGUUCUGGUCUGAAAACAAGGUGUGUUCAGGCGCAUUGUUGGCACGUUGCUAUUUUGAGGCAACUAAAAUAGACUACGCAAUUGACCAACAAAAACCUGCUCUAAAGUCUAAAGUCAAUGGCGCAAUAUGUUUUUUUGUUAUUUAAAGAGCGCAUUAGUAAUAUGUGCCUAAACGGGACGACAACGUGGGAUUGCUUAACACAUACAUGAAUGCGCAGCAGCACAAAAACGCUUUUAAAUAUGAAAGAUUAAAGGAUUGAAUGUAAAAGAUUAUUAUUUAGUCUCUUGGACAUAAAUGAGGACCGAUUAUGAGACGUUAAAAGGCACAAAGAGCUGCUUCACCUGUAGCCUGGUAAGUAAAUAAAUAAAUGCUUUGCUUUAAACAAAUGCAUCUGUUUUUAAAUGUUUUUUUAAAUGCUACCUCACGGAUUUAUUGUAUAUGAUGACUAUGUACCUGUGGACAGACCCGUCGCCAGACCUCAGUCUUAAGGGGGGCAUAUGAAAUGCAUGGGAGGGCACACUUAUUAUUAGCCUACAGUACGUAUACUUAUAAUAAUAUAUAGUCUAUUCGCGCAGCACGUAAUCAUCACUUUAAACAACCAUCAGCAAUAUGACCAGAUAGCCUAUAGCCUACACAUCACAUUACAUAUAGGAACAAUUUUAUGAAUAUCCAUAAAUCUAUACAAUAUAUUACAUGUAACACCAGAGACAUCUCUCAAACAUUGCAUUUUAAAGCAGUCAACAGAGGGAUAUGCAUUGUGGAUAUGGUGAGAUGAGAAACAUUUUUAAGUAAUGCUUAAAAAAACUGACGCUGUCCAAGUGCUGAACCUUGCGGAGGGCCGUUUGUUAAUUCUUUAUCUCCUGUUUGUUACAAAUAAAUACUUUUAGAGUACAAACCUUUUCUUACAUACUUGUAAAUAAUUUUUGAUGAUAUUGGAUAGGCAUACAUUUAAAGCAAUUAAAAGCCUGCUUUUUUACUAGAAAACGGGUUUUAAUGAAUAAACAACAAUUUCAAUACAAGUGAAAAACAACAAAAUUAUUUAACAUUAAUCUUAAAUGGGGGAUCUUCUUCCUCCGCUUAGUUUUUCAGUUUACAAAGUCCGUCAUCUAAAUAGGGAUUAGACAUAGCGCAUUGGUUUAUUGCACGUUACGCCCAAAAUACUCCCAUUAAUCAUUUAAAUAAUAGGACUAACCCUUUUCGACCAUGCGCUCGGCGCACAAACCAUUUUUCCCAUCGUUAAAUUAGCAAAAGUGGAAUCGGACAAGCCCAUUUAGACGUUGCGCUGUGCGUUUUAGACAAUGCGCUUAGAUUGUUAAAAUAGGGCCCUAUGUGUUGAUCAUGCUGAAUUUUUGACACAUCAUAGGCUAUCUUUGGCCGCAAUCAUUUUUUGUCUUUGAACCUCUCUCACUGUAUGAGGGAGGAGAAUGGUCAUGUGAUCCAACCAAUCAGUGCAAAUAGGUUCCUAUAAAUAGCCGUCCCUCACAUCUGUCCCAUUUUUUGCAGUAUCCCUCCUCCACCCCAUCACCUCACUCUCAGCUAGUUCCAUCUAUCCAAAUUAAAGAGGGGGUAGUACUCUGGGUUCAGGCUAAUGAAACUUUUUUUAAGCAGAGAGUCUGUUCUUUCAUUUGAUAUAUUGUAUGUUUAUAGAUUUAGAGAAGAACAUUUUGUGAAAAUCAUAAAAAUGCUGGCACCUGCUGGCAACUUUUUUGUUUGGGCUUUGAACCUUUUAUACCCCCCCCCCCAGAAAAAAAACAUCCAAACUUAUGUAAAGUUUGUUAAAAAUAUAUAUUUUUAUCUCACAUAACCAU
This is a messenger RNA of Misgurnus anguillicaudatus (oriental weatherfish), 6276 nucleotides long. Its product is annotated as solute carrier family 22 member 4. Gene Ontology annotation, cellular component: membrane. The record is from RefSeq and is a predicted model, not a curated record. Gene Ontology annotation, molecular function: transmembrane transporter activity. Gene Ontology annotation, biological process: transmembrane transport. NCBI's taxonomy places the organism in Eukaryota, Metazoa, Chordata, Actinopteri, Cypriniformes, Cobitidae.